UUUCUUUCCUACAGCAUGGGAGCAGCAUGGGUCAACUCCUCCCAUGGGGUAUGUUCUCAGUUCUCGUCUUCCUCCCCAAUUUUUAACCCUAGUGGACUGUCCGUUGCUGUGUGGAUCUGGCGAGGAGAAAUCGAGAGAUGCGGUUCGUGGAUUCAUCAGUUUCGCUUCUCGCCACUUGCGGCAGCGACACCGUCAAGCUCUUCGACGUCACGGUGGAUGCCGACAAUCCCUGCACCCUCAUCUACACGCCUUCCCCCGGAUCUCAAAUCAACUCCGUCAAGUGGAACCACACCAACCUAGUGGUUGCUAGUGCUGGUGACGAUAAAGACAUAUCACUUUGGAAUAAAAAUGGCCAAAGUAUGGGAUCCUUUCCUUCUCACGGCAGCGACCUUGCUGAUGACAUUGAGGAAUCGAAGACCCAGCUUCUCAUUUGGUGUCAUGCUAAAAAUAUUCAUUCUUGCUAUGUUGGGUAUAACAAUUCAGCAAAAUGUAUACUACGUUGGACUCCAUCUCAUUUCUCCAACUGUUGCCAGUGCCUUGGGCAAUGUCAUUCCUGCUUUUACUUUCUUAUUGGCAAUUGUACUGAGGAUGGAAAAGCUCAACUUGAAGACUGUAAGAGGGAGGGCCAAGCUUGCAGGGGCCAUCUUCUACAUCACUGGUGCCCUGAUCUUCACAUUUUGGAAAGGUCAUUUUGUUGGGGGCCUUUGUUACUUCACCUAUGAUCCAACUUCAUUUCGAAAGUCCUGAGAAAGGCGAUGCCUGGCUUAAAGGCUCUGCUCUUAUGCUAUUCGGCUAUUUUGCAUGCAGUG
Molecule: messenger RNA, 809 nt
Organism: Zingiber officinale
Lineage: Eukaryota; Viridiplantae; Streptophyta; Magnoliopsida; Zingiberales; Zingiberaceae
Exons: 4
Coding region: 138-722 (194 amino acids)
Biological process (GO): regulation of microtubule nucleation; positive regulation of cytokinesis; regulation of mitotic spindle organization
Cellular component (GO): kinetochore microtubule
Molecular function (GO): gamma-tubulin complex binding; protein binding
Source: RefSeq, a predicted model, not a curated record